AUGCCAAAGAAGCAUCAGCAGCGAGCGCUCUUGACCAAGCCACAGUCCAGCACUCCGCACACCCUCUCUCUGUCCAAAUCCUCCGCAUCUACAAGCCAGAAUGCAAGGCCGCAACGUACGGUCAAUGAUCUCAUUCGCGAAUCCCGUCGACUUCAGAUAAGGAAUGAACCACGACCUCCUCCCGCUUCGACUGCCUCAUCAAUACCCCCUGCUCUCAGACAGGUCCUCGACAUCCCUUCCCCUCCGCCUCCAGCACCGCGGGUCGGGUCGAGAUUGGGCGGACCCAGCCGUCUACGGCGGAUUCCAGGGCCUCCUCCACCGAGAAGCUGGCUUGCGGACAGUAUCCAUGCCUCAAAGGAGUUUGGAUGGGUGGCUGCCGAUGACAGUAACCGGCGCGUUCAGGUUCGAAGCAGCAAUCUGCCCGAAGGCGCUUUCCCUCCCCCGGGUUCCCUACAAGACUUGGUCUUGAAGAAAAUCGCGACUGAUUGGGGCUGGCAUGCGGAACACGAUUGUGACUACUUGGGUCUUCUACCAAAAAAUCUGAAAGAGACAUUGCUGAGCUACAUCGCGGUCUACAAUGAAGCUGUUGUCAAUCCACUCAAGCCUUUGUUUCUGGAUGAUAUCGAACAAGAAGAGCGUGACGAAGUGCGCCGGUUGGACCUCAGCAAUGGCUUGGGAGUGUGGGCUACGAUGAAACAGCUUGAAAGAGAUCUCUUUACCAGACAUGCCUUAAUGGCAUCUGGAAAGUCGGGACCACCCGCCGCUGCUUCUUCAUCUAUUCUCGCUCCUGAGAGCUGGGACGCCGAUAAUGACAGCGACGAAGCAACAAGCACGACAUUCACAAUAGGGCCCCAAAUUGUGCCCAACUUCUUGAAUUUGAAACAUCUGUCCCUGGCUAUGUCGCCGACCAACUCGAAAGUGGCUUCGUGGACUUCGCUGCUAUCUCUGGCCGCUGAGCUUCGGACACUGACGUCUCUUUCGUUGGCAUAUUGGCCACAGCCCACCUUCACACCUCUAGCUGCAUCCACAAGAGCUGUGGUUGACGUCCCAGGCUCAAGGCCGGUGAUUUAUGGCGGGUCUGAUGUUUACACGUCGUAUGAUAACAACUGGAGGGAGGCUGCGGGGAUACUGCGAACCUUGAGCAGAUCGUUAUAUUGCUUGAAGUGGCUGGAUCUCACAGGGUGUGGGGACUGGUUUGCCGCACUGCAAUGGACGGGCUCUUCCCUUGGAGCCUCGAACUCCGAGAGACUUGGACCCGAGUGGAACGGUGGAUGGAGAGGACUGGAAACACUUGUCCUUGAAGUCGGCUGGAGGCCGGUUCUGCCGGCAGUUGAUGCCAAGCCUAUACAGCUGGAUCAACCAGCGUGGGACGUCGAGACCGAGCGCAAAUUGUAUCGAUACAAUAAGGAGCGCGAGCGUUUUGUUGAAAUCCGGAGCACCGCGCAGUCCGUGGCAAGGUAUUUGCGAUCACUCCGAAAGGCGUCUGGAGGGAAGUGGAUUCAGGUUGAGUAUGGCGAGGAUUUGACAUAG
Messenger RNA from Capronia coronata CBS 617.96, 1530 nucleotides. RefSeq lists its product as uncharacterized. The coding region runs from base 1 to 1530 and encodes 509 amino acids. The transcript has a single exon. The record is from RefSeq and is a predicted model, not a curated record. Lineage: Eukaryota; Fungi; Ascomycota; Eurotiomycetes; Chaetothyriales; Herpotrichiellaceae.